Corticium candelabrum is the source of this 468-nucleotide messenger RNA. RefSeq names its product transmembrane protein 33-like. Lineage: Eukaryota; Metazoa; Porifera; Homoscleromorpha; Homosclerophorida; Plakinidae. Gene Ontology annotation, biological process: membrane organization; endoplasmic reticulum tubular network organization. Bases 67 to 414 code for a protein of 115 amino acids. The record is from RefSeq and is a predicted model, not a curated record. The transcript is spliced from 4 exons. Gene Ontology annotation, cellular component: membrane; endoplasmic reticulum.
CCGGAUGUGACAAUAACACGCUGUUAGCACACGGUAGCACGCUACCGCGUGUGUGGGACAACCAUUAUGGCGGACAAAUCCAGUUCUUCUUCUACUGAAUCUAGUUCACGACCAGGACUAAUUAAUCACUUGAUGUCAGACAAAAAGUCCACCAUACUUUGUGUUUUGAGAGUAUUAACAUUAUUCUACUCUGCACUUUACAGCUUACCAUUCAUAGGAUCACCAGCAGCGUUUUAUCGAUGUCUAGUGGUAUAUGUUGGUGUGUCGUAUCUACGAGCGACUCAAAGGCUUCCUAGACUUCAGUUUUCUCGCGUAUAUUUGCAGCAGGUGCUGUUGGAAGACAGCAUUCACUACCUACUCUACAGCUUUACAUUUCUCAACAGCUUUCCAUUGUCAUGUAAGAGUAACUAUUGAUUAGAGGAAUAUGGAUGUUUGCACUUCAACUCAAGCUCCUGUUGUGUGUGUGUG